This is a messenger RNA of Eurytemora carolleeae, 863 nucleotides long. Its product is annotated as homeobox protein Hox-C10a. Gene Ontology annotation, biological process: regulation of DNA-templated transcription. The record is from RefSeq and is a predicted model, not a curated record. Bases 77 to 796 code for a protein of 239 amino acids. Gene Ontology annotation, molecular function: DNA binding; DNA-binding transcription factor activity, RNA polymerase II-specific. NCBI's taxonomy places the organism in Eukaryota, Metazoa, Arthropoda, Copepoda, Calanoida, Temoridae. The transcript is spliced from 8 exons.
UAGGAGAGUAGUCUGGUAUAAUCAUCAGGGGAAGACAAGUGAACUUCCAGAUUUACACGAAAUAAAGAAAACUAAGAUGGAGGAGUAUACACCCAGGGAAAUGCACGAGAGUCAUCAAAAUGAGAAUACAAGUUUUUUUGAAGUUCAACAGAUUCCAAAAUAUUUUCCCCCGGAUUUUCAUGCCUCCAGUUUUCAACCUCCAUUCUUGUACUCCUCGGCUUCAGUCCAACAAUAUAACUCUCAAGCUCCAUUCUGGGUUCAAGGGUUUCCUCAAAAUUUGGAGCGGGAGCAGCCCAAGCAGCGCAGGGAAAAAAUGGAGCACAUUCAUAUAUUAAGCAAUAUGGAGCAAACUAUGGAAUUCAAUGAGUCAAAGUUGGAGAAAAUAAAACGUAAAGAGUAUAUCGAGUAUGUCGACAACUUCGGCAAAAACAACGAAAUUGAGAACUUGGAGAGAAUGUCAUCGUCCAUAAAUAAGUCUCAAAAAUCUACAAAAGCUUCGUCAAGUAUAAUCAGAUCCAGCCCAGAAGAUUUUCAGCAAAGACGACCUUCAGAAGAAUCUUCAAUAUUACUGUCAGAUUCCUGUUUACUGGAGGAUCUUCAGAGGAAAGAAAGAACAGCAUUCAGCCAGGAUCAGAUUCAGCAUCUAGAAGAAGAAUACAGGAGUUCAAACUACCUAACCAGACUAAGGAGAUAUGAACUUGCAGUAGCGCUAGAUCUUUCUGAAAGACAGGUCAAGGUUUGGUUUCAGAACAGAAGAAUGAAAGGGAAAAGAACAAAAUGUGGAAGUUUUGAGUAAAUUAGAAUAUAUGUUAACAAUAAAUAUUUCUUGCUUUGUAAUUUAAUCAAUAAAUUGUACAAAAUGA